AUGGCUAACCAUUACACUGUAGAACAGAAGUACGAAUUAAUUAGUGCUGGUCUACAGGAGAUUCUUGGUCAGGAAGAGUUGAAGAAGAUUCUUGCCCAAAGGGAUCUUAAAGUUUAUUGGGGGACUGCAACGACAGGAAAACCCCAUAUUGGAUACUUAGUGCCAAUGCUGAAGAUAGCUGAUUUUUUGGCAGCUGGUUGUGAAGUAACUGUUCUUUUGGCUGAUCUGCAUGCGGUUUUAGAUAACAUGAAGGCUCCCCUAGAGCUAGUUAAGGCUCGAACGGCGUACUAUAAGGUCGUAAUUACGGCCUUACUAAGAAGGGCUGGUGCUCCACUAGAGAAGAUUAGAUUUGUGGCUGGCACAGAGUUUCAGCUCGAGAAGGAGUACGUAAUGGACGCGCAUAAACUAUCAACCUUGGUGACUGUUCAUGAUGCCCAGCGAGCUGGAGCCGAAGUGGUUAAGCAAACGGACAAUCCUCAUUUGAGUGGAUUAGUCUACCCGGGAAUGCAGGCCUUGGAUGAAGAGUAUUUGGGUGUGGAUGCUCAAUUCGGUGGGGUUGACCAGCGGAAGAUCUUUAUCUAUGCUGAGAAGUACUUACCCAUGCUCGGGUACCGCAAACGGAUCCACUUAAUGAAUCCGAUGGUGCCUGGACUUGGUGCUGGUAAAAUGAGCAGCAGUGAAGAGAGUUCUAAGAUCGGUUUAACUGAUACGGAUGCUCAGAUAAAGAAAAAGAUCUCCAAGGCUUUCUGUGAGGAAGGCAACAUCGAGCCAAAUGGAGUUCUAUCCCUGAUUGGACAUGUCAUUCUCCCCACUCUACCGGCUGGAGAAAAGUUCGUUAUUGAUAGAUACAAGACCCAGGACACGCUCGCCUACGACUCCAAGAAGUCCCUAGAAGCCGAUUUCCAAAACCGGCUCAUUCAUCCUGCUGAUUUGAAGCAAGCUGCCGCCAAAUACUUGAUUGAAUUCAUUCGGCCAGUCCGGGAAGAGAUCGAGAAAUACCCAGAACUGAUUGCCCAGGCGUAUCCCUCGCCGGCCAAGAAGUAG
Nematocida homosporus is the source of this 1044-nucleotide messenger RNA. Its product is annotated as tyrosyl-tRNA synthetase. Gene Ontology annotation, biological process: tyrosyl-tRNA aminoacylation. The transcript has a single exon. The record is from RefSeq and is a predicted model, not a curated record. NCBI's taxonomy places the organism in Eukaryota, Fungi, Microsporidia. Gene Ontology annotation, molecular function: ATP binding; tyrosine-tRNA ligase activity. Bases 1 to 1044 code for a protein of 347 amino acids.